Messenger RNA from Centropristis striata (black sea bass), 1954 nucleotides. RefSeq names its product NACHT, LRR and PYD domains-containing protein 1 homolog. Gene Ontology annotation, biological process: inflammatory response; innate immune response; regulation of apoptotic process. The record is from RefSeq and is a predicted model, not a curated record. The transcript is spliced from 12 exons. Bases 123 to 1835 code for a protein of 570 amino acids. Lineage: Eukaryota; Metazoa; Chordata; Actinopteri; Perciformes; Serranidae.
CGCACCAUUUCUAUCCAAGCGCGGCAGCAGUUGUUUACCCGGAGGAGAAGUCGACUCUUGGCGUCUUCCUGUUAUGCUGAUCAGGAAAAACGACACAGCAGACCGGGAUCUGUUCAUGAGAAAUGGCCUCGAAAACUAGGACUAGGACUAGGACUUUGGCUGAAACGUUGGAGAACCUGUCGCAGCAUAACUUUGAGCAUUUCUGCUUCAAGCUAGUGAUCCGCAGAGGACUGCCGCGGGUCAGACGCUCCUCGGUGAACGGGAGAAGCAGCUUGGAAGUCGCAGAUGUGCUGGUUUCAACUUUUACCUUAGCCGGAGCUGUUCAAGUGGCUGUGGAGAUACUGAGAGACAUAGGUUGCUACGAGGAUGCAGAACUACUCGCUGCAAGAGCCUCAGCUGAAGUAAGACAUUUUAAUGCCACAGCAGAGAAACAUGAGUCUAUACUGCUCCAGAAAAUUUUGGCAACACUGGAGGAUUUAAAAAACAAGCACUUUGAGGAAUUCAAGUGGCUCCUUCGGCAAACUGAAAAAAAAAAAGGCUUCCCAGGAAUCCCAAAGUAUCGAAUGGAGAUAGCAAGCAGAGUUGAAGUAGCAGAGCUGAUGGUGGAGACCUACGGCCUGCAGUCUGUGGAGGUGACCAGGGAGGUUUUAGAGAAGAUGAACAGGAGAGAUCUGGUGCAGAGGUUCUCUGAAAUCAGCUUAGGAUCUGAAGGAAGCUUGGAGCUUGAGGGUUGUGGCAGCACGAUGCAGGUCUCCAGUGACUGGACUAAACUUGACCCUGAAGUGAUCAGUACAGAUGAGGCUACAACUUACAGCCUACAGUCUGAAGCAGGAAACUUUGAAUGCAGCGUCUCUGGCUUGCGCUGGGUCUGUAAAGAAAAGGUCAGCUUGAAGUACAAGUUCUGCUCUUCGAAGUAUCACAUGGAGAAGAUUGAAAGCAUACAGUACAUGCCAGCAGGGCCCCUUAUGGACGUCACAGCCAUUGCUGGGAAGUUAGAUGUUGUGUACCUGCCUCACUGGAUCUGCAUUGAUGACAACCCUACAAUAUUAGACAAGUUUGCAGUCCUGCACAUAGAUGACUGUGGAGUUACUGUGGAAAAAGUGUCUGAGGUCACAUCGUCCCAUGUCAAGCUGUGUGAGCCAACUUUCUCUCUGAAAAUGGUCCUGGUCAAACUUGGCUUUUCAGUAGAAAUAAACUGCAAGGUGUUCGUAUACAAGACCAACAGACCAUUCCUCAAACUCCAUGUUUACCUGAUCCCACCUGACCCUGCUCUGAAAGAGGAAUUGGAUGAGACUGAAAAAUCCUUUGGAUAUGAAAGAAUCCAAUUGCAACAUCCAAAGAAGCCUCUGAAGAUGAAUGAUUGGUUCAUCCUUACAGCACAUUUGGAUGGCAAAGAAAUGGAUUCUGAUACAUUACAGCUCAUAUAUGAAAGCAUGGAGCCCAACUUCUACGAAUUGUUUAUUAUGAAUCCAGACAAAGACAUUGAGCUCCAGCUGAAACGGGAAAAGGAGCUUCCUGUAUGGACUCGUAAAAUUCUAAAAGAAGCAUAUCAAAGCACAGGUCCUUUACAAGCCUCAGGGGAGCACUUUGUGGAUAAACAUCGAGUGACACUGAUCAAGAGAGUGAGCAACCUUGCAGCCAUUUUGGAUGAUCUCCUCGACAAAAAAGUCAUCCAACAAGAGGUUUAUGCAGAAAUCUGUGCGAAAUGUACAGAUGAGGACAAGAUAAGGGCACUCUACUCUGGUCCCCUGAAAGCCGGUGAAACCUGCAAGGACAUCUUCUACAAAAUCCUUGGGAAAAAUGAGCCAUUUCUCAUUCAGGAGCUUGAGGAGUGAAUAAUGUAGUGGAAUCCUUAUUGGUCACGCUAUACAUAACAGACAGUUGUUAUUACAAUUGCUCUGCAGUUAUGGUGUCGUUCUUUCUUUCUUUCUCUCUCUCUCUAUAUAUAUAUCUG